This is a messenger RNA of Amaranthus tricolor (Joseph's coat), 2086 nucleotides long. RefSeq names its product pectinesterase/pectinesterase inhibitor PPE8B-like. The coding region runs from base 399 to 2036 and encodes 545 amino acids. The record is from RefSeq and is a predicted model, not a curated record. Gene Ontology annotation, biological process: cell wall modification. Lineage: Eukaryota; Viridiplantae; Streptophyta; Magnoliopsida; Caryophyllales; Amaranthaceae. The transcript is spliced from 3 exons. Gene Ontology annotation, molecular function: pectinesterase activity; pectinesterase inhibitor activity.
CUUAAAUACGUCUAUCAAAGAGAUGUGGAAACGGUCUCUAAUACUUCUAUAUUAUCACAACCUUCACUCAUUGGACAUGCAUAGUAACUCCAAAAAAAACUAUGGGAGAAUUAAAAUAGGAGUAGAACACUAGGAGAAACAUAGUUCUAUAAAUGCUCAAAGCUAGCUAGCUGCAAAUUUUGAACCAAUAUAUUUGUUCACCUGUCAGCUUGCCUUUAUAAAUGCAUCCUUUUAGAGAACAACACUCCUAUAUAUUCAUUCAUUGGUAACUUAUAUUAUUAUCCUCCAUUCCAUAACCAAACUCAAUUAUUCUUUCUCUUCCCAAACAAAUUUAAACUCCUUUUUGUUUUAUACUUUAAUUUCUUGCAAACUAUAUUAAUUAAUUAAAUACUUUUAGUAUGGCCAAAACAAUGGCAAUAAUAAUAUUUUUGAUUAUUUUAAUAAUAAUAAAACCACUAGAAAUUAUUAAUAUUAGUGGUGUUAAAGCAGUGUCUGAUGAAGAUUUGAUAGCCACAAAUUGCUUAAAUGUUCCAGCAUCUGUGUUUAUUGACACUCUUAAAAACAGCAUGGAAGGUGUUGUUAAGGUUGCUUCCAUUGUUUCUAAGUUUACUGGAUUUAUUUCUGAUUUUAGAGUUUCUAAUGCUGUUGCUGAUUGUCUUGAUCUGCUUGAGUUGUCUUCUGAUGAGUUGAGUUGGACUCUUUCUGCUUCUCAAUUUGGUAAAAGCAAUGGGACAGGAAACUUGGCCUUAGAUUUGAAGACAUGGUUAAGUGCUUCCUUGAUUAAUCAAGAGACUUGCCUAGAAGGCUUUGAAGGUACCAGCACCUUUGUCAAAGAGCUAGUCUCAGGCAGCAUCAAUCAAGUCUCUUCAUUAGUGCAACAAGUCCUCCAUAUGGUCCACCUAGCCCCUGGUCCCACACAUGCUUCCCAUCUAGGUCGUGCUAAGGGGACCCCACCUCGCAGUGGUGGGAGACGAUUGAUGGCGAAGGUUAAUGAUGUAGACGGAUUCCCUUCUUGGAUACGAUCAAAAGAUCGAAAGUUAUUACAGUCUUCUGUUCGAGACAUAACACCGAAUGUUAUUGUUGCUCUAGAUGGAAGGGGAGAUUUUACUAAAAUUAUGGAUGCUAUUGCUGCUGCUCCGAGUCAUAGUACAAAUCGGUUUGUUAUUUAUGUGAAGAAAGGAGUGUAUGAUGAAAUUGUGGAGAUAAAAAGAAAAAAGACUUAUAUCAUGCUAUAUGGUGAUGGAAUAGAUGCUACAAUUAUCACCGGCAAUCGAAACGUUUUUGAUGGAUAUACAACUUAUCGAAGCGCUACAUUUGCCGUUACUGGAGCCAAUUUUAUAGCACGAGAUAUAACCUUUCAAAAUACAGCGGGACCAGAAAAGCACCAAGCAGUGGCUUUCCGUUCAGACUCAGAUCUAUCAGCAAUUUAUCGAUGUGCCUUCAGAGGAUACCAAGACACACUCUAUGCCCACGCAAACAGACAAUUCUUCCGAGAAUGCACCAUCACAGGUACAGUUGAUUUCAUUUUCGGUGACGCAGUGGCCAUUUUCCAAAGUUGUUUAAUCCAAUCUCGUAAAGGUCUUUCAAACCAAAAGAAUACCAUCACUGCACAAGGUCGUAAGGAUCCUGGUGAAAACACCGGUUUCUCUCUUCAAUUUUGCAAUAUUACCGGUGACACAAGCCUUACAACGGGGACUAAUUCCUCUACGAACUCCACUACCACGUACACGUAUUUGGGUCGUCCUUGGAAGGCAUAUUCAAGGACAGUUAUCAUGCAAUCAUACAUAAGUAAUGUAAUUAGGCCCGAAGGUUGGUUAGAGUGGAAUGGUAAUUUGUAUUUGGAUACGCUCUUUUAUGCUGAGUACAUGAAUUAUGGGCCUGGAGCUUCUCUUUCAUCCCGGGUUAAAUGGCCCGGAUAUCAUAUUUUUGAUAGUUCGGCCCAAGCUCUUAAUUACACUGUGGCCCAAUUUAUUAAUGGAGAUGAGUGGCUGCCCAAUACCGGAGUCCGUUUUACAAGUGGGCUUUCUGUAGUGUAAGACAAUGAGACGUAUUUUAUAUAUGGACUAAAUAGCCCAAUUCAUAUAAA